Molecule: messenger RNA, 888 nt
Organism: Nakaseomyces glabratus
Lineage: Eukaryota; Fungi; Ascomycota; Saccharomycetes; Saccharomycetales; Saccharomycetaceae
Gene: SER2
Product: phosphoserine phosphatase
Biological process (GO): L-serine biosynthetic process; dephosphorylation
Cellular component (GO): cytoplasm
Molecular function (GO): magnesium ion binding; L-phosphoserine phosphatase activity
Source: RefSeq, a predicted model, not a curated record
AUGUCUUUUGUUGUUACAGUGAUUGCGCAUGGCGAUGCGUUGAGAAGUGAGAAAGAGCUCGUUGACAGAGUCGUUGGAGCACUAGAUGCUGAAUUGAUCAAGACAGAGACGCUUUCGAAGCGUGCUGUGGAUAUCUUUGUCAAGGCACCUGGUGAAGUAUUGCAAUUGAAGCAGAAACUGGACCAAUUGGAUGUUGACGGUGCAGAUUUGGCAGUUCAAGUUGUCGAUGAGCAAUUGCAACGCAGGCCUUUGAAGCUUUGUGUUUUCGAUAUGGACAGUACUCUGAUCUACCAGGAAGUGAUUGAGCUGAUUGCUGCCUAUGCCGGUGUUGAGCCCCAAGUACACGAGAUCACUGAGCGUGCGAUGAACAACGAGAUUGACUUCAAACAGUCUCUCAGAGAGCGUGUGCGCCUGCUUAAGGGCCUAAAGAUCGAUAACUUGUACGAGGAGAUCAAGCAGAAGCUACAGAUCACAGAAGGUGUUCCCCAGCUAUGCUCUACUUUAAAGCAGCACGGUAUCAAAUUGGCAGUCUUGAGUGGUGGUUUCAUUCAGUUUGCCUCGUACAUCAAGGAUCAAUUGUCUCUGGACUAUGCGCGUGCCAACUUACUUGAGAUGGACGACUCUGGUGUGCUCACUGGUGAGGUCAUUGGUGAGAUAGUGGACGGGCAGUGCAAAGCUGAGACCAUCAAGCAGUUGUGCAAGGACUGGUCCAUCGAUCUUGAGAAUGUGUGCAUGAUUGGUGACGGUGGUAACGAUCUUCCAUCAAUGCACGUUAGUGGGUACGGUAUCGCAUGGAACGCCAAGCCCACUGUGCAGAAGCAGGCACCUUCCAAGCUAAACACCAAGUCUUUGGCAGAUGCAUUGUACAUCUUUGGCAUUAUAGAGUAA